This is a messenger RNA of Ictalurus furcatus (blue catfish), 3112 nucleotides long. Its product is annotated as protein shortage in chiasmata 1 ortholog. Gene Ontology annotation, cellular component: condensed nuclear chromosome. The record is from RefSeq and is a predicted model, not a curated record. Lineage: Eukaryota; Metazoa; Chordata; Actinopteri; Siluriformes; Ictaluridae. The transcript is spliced from 12 exons. Gene Ontology annotation, biological process: resolution of meiotic recombination intermediates. The coding region runs from base 1671 to 2876 and encodes 401 amino acids. Gene Ontology annotation, molecular function: single-stranded DNA binding; ATP hydrolysis activity.
CAGGAGCAUGAUUCUCGGAAACAACGCCCCGAUAAGAAAGUUCUCCAUCCAUCCACCAGGAACACUCAAACUAACCCUAGUGAUGUGUCUGACAACAUGGUGAAACACUCGAGUCUGCUGGAGUCUCGACCAAAGCCAGCUCCACGGAGUUAUUCAGUAAAAGACGCUUGUAGUAGCAAAAGUUACUCCGGUUUCUCUGAGAAACAGGAUUCAGUGAGACGCACGGAUACAAACACGAGUCUGCUGAAGUCCACAUCACACACAUCCGCUCACACUCUACUGACCAGAGACAACCAAGAAGACCUGAUUAGAAGCAGUAAUAAUCCAAGUAAUACAAAUAACGUCAAUACUUUCUCUGAGACAAAUUUCAGUCUGCGCUAUACGUACUCGGCUGCUUGUAAUCAUUCGGAAACAAAGUUGAAACAAACGUCUCCGAAUGCUACCAUUAGGACGAGUUGUCCAAAUAAGCUCUCUUCUGAGACCAGGACCGUAGACGGAGAUCUGAGUCUGUGCUGUACACAGCCUGGUCCUAGUAAUCCUACAAAUCAUCCCUGUAAUCUCCUUCCUGAGAAUCCUGCCAAAAACCUUAUUGUGCUGAAGCCUCUAUCAAACCCACACACCCAACCAAACACACCUAAACAGCUCAGUGUGCCCCGGAAUUCAGGAGUUACCCCGACACCAUCCAGACCUCCUCAACGAGGAGACCAAACAACACCACAUUCAGUAUCACGGAGCAGUGCUGUAGGGAAAAAGUCGAGGUCAUCUGUCCACAGACCUCAGGAGAACCUGGACCCCGUGUCUUCCUUCAUGAUGCUGAGAGGCAUCCUGAGACUUCCGCUGGAGCAAAGACCUGACGCCACGCCACCACGCACCACAGUGGCAGAGCCUUCUCUGAAGUCAGACUUGAUGGUGCUACAGCAGGCCAGAGAGAAAAGGAAGAGCCCUGAGUCGAGUCGUCCUGUUCCAGAAAGAUCCGUCUGUAAAACUGUAACUCCCACAGACACAGAGAGAGGUGCGUACUGCGAGCUGCAUGCGCUGGCCUGUCCUGUCCUCUGUAGGGCGGGGCUCGAGUCGGGCGCUUUGAGAAACACGGACUUCAGCAGCCUGACUCCUGAACACACACGGUUCUGUCUCAGACAGCAGGAGAAGCUGCUCAGUACAGGGCAGGGUCAGACACACACCAACACCGGCACUGAACAAACAUCACACACUCCACAGACACACUGUACAUCAGAGUAGUGAUACCAAAGCUCUAGGAGUUCUAGUAAUGUGUGUUGAGAGAGAGAGUGUGUGUGUGUGUGUGUGUGUGUGUGUGUGUGUUAGGUAGGGAACGUGAGUAUAAUGAUGUGGCCCUGCUUCAUAUCCUGGUCACAGUAAAGGACCUGCUUCUCAGAUGUGACCUCAACACUGCAACAGGUCACUUGGAGAAGGCACACUCCACCUGUGCGAUAGACGGUCUAGGACAGCUGCUGAGGAAGUUUCAGGUGCUGCAGUAUCUAAGUAGGAAGUGGGCAGAGCCUCAGCUCAGAGUGCAGCACCUGCAGGAGCAGAUCAGUUCAGAUCCAGACCCGUUCUGCUCUCCUCUGCACCGUGUUCCUUUCGUGCUGUUCAUCACAGAGGGUUUACUGAAGCACUGUGUCCUGCUGCAGCUGCUCGAGUCCACGUAUAACAUGACUCUCCUGGAGAGGAGCCACUCCCCGUCUCUACAGCGGCUGGGACCGACACACCUGUAUGACAUCAUCACCAUUGACGAGAACACGGCCAUUCUGCUGCAGGAGCUGGGGGAGCUGGAGCAGGAGCGAGCAGCUGAGCGUGUGGUUCUGAGACUCUCGGCUCUGUCACUGCAAUUUAACCGCUGCUGGGUCCUACUGCACUACAGCCCUCUUGUGUGUGGUGAAGUGUUCAGUAACCUGGCAUUAGUUUACUCUGCCUUGGUGCUGUUUGCCCAGAAGUCUGAAGGUCUGGAUGUUAAGGUGUUGCUGGCAUAUGACGGAGCCACCGUAGCACGGUAUGUGCAUCAAGUCUGCCUACACACACUGCUCAACUCUCAGAGAGAUGUGUGUAGCUGGCUGGACCGAGAGUGGUUCAGUGUGCUGCCUACUGAGGAGGAGCAGUGUUUGCUGUAUUUCCCGUGUGUGAACUGUGUUGUAGCUCAGCUUCUGCUGAGUCGAGCUCCGUCGCUACGGUGGCUGCUGGAAGCUUCACACAUUCAGCUGGAGGAGAUGUUUCCUGAGAUCACACCUUCUGUCUUUAAGCUCUUCAGUGAGUGUACAGCUGCACACAGGCUCCACGCUGCAGCCCCACAGUGUGAGGACGAAGUCGCACACAUCCAUCACUGGGGUCUGGAUAAGGACGAGGCUCUCUCACACACACACCCCCACUCAGACCCUCGGACCCUCAUACACUCCUCCAUAGUGUCACACAGCCCUGGCUUCCUCCAGGAGCAUGGAACUCUGGGUAGUGGCUGGUGUGGGGCGGAGUCGGAGUGUUUGACGAGCACACACUCACAGAAUUUGGUUGAAGAACAAGAACAGACGUGGGUAGCAGGAGAUUUCAGUGGUGAGGAAGCAGAUGAGCAGUGGAGUCUGGAAGCAUCAUCUCUGAUCUCCAGUCUCUCUUUCACACACUCGCACACCGUUCCCUGCACACCGUGCACCCAGAACCCGUGUCCUCACCAAACUCAUCCCCUCCCACCCCACCUGUCCCAUCAGCAGUGGGGAGGCAGCAGCGCUGUGUCCAAGAGAUCGGACACUGAGAGGAAAAGACCAGCAGGGGGCGCCAUACACACAGCAUUUCCGCAGUGUAAGAGAGUGCGACUUCUGUAUGAGAGAGUCCCGGGAAGAAGUGAUGGACAGACCCGACUCAGGUUUUUCUAAACAUAUGCUGUCGUGCUCUCACUCUCUCUCUCUCACACACACACACACACACACACACACACACACACACACACACACACAGUGUACACUUAUUCAUGUGCUCACAGACAAUAAAUGUGUUUUGUUCAUUACACUACCUUUCGGUAAGUGUGUGUGUGUUUGAUGUCUGACCUGUUUGUGAUUAGGUCACAGAGUCUUGCGUUCGUUAUCAUUAAGGGUAAAAUUGAUUUGACACA